Messenger RNA from Mucor velutinosus, 1206 nucleotides. RefSeq lists its product as uncharacterized. Bases 1 to 1206 code for a protein of 401 amino acids. Gene Ontology annotation, molecular function: DNA-binding transcription factor activity, RNA polymerase II-specific; RNA polymerase II cis-regulatory region sequence-specific DNA binding. Lineage: Eukaryota; Fungi; Mucoromycota; Mucoromycetes; Mucorales; Mucoraceae. Gene Ontology annotation, biological process: regulation of transcription by RNA polymerase II. Gene Ontology annotation, cellular component: chromatin. The transcript is spliced from 2 exons. The record is from RefSeq and is a predicted model, not a curated record.
AUGCCACAGAAGAAACGAACACCAGGACGUAGAUCUGAACCGAAAUUGUUCAAAUGUACAGGCUUUGGCAACUGCGACAUGGUCUUUACCAGAAGUGAACAUUUGGCUAGACAUGCCAGAAAACAUACAGGCGAGAAACCAUUCAGAUGUGUUGUGCCUAAUUGUGAUCGCAUGUUUAGCAGAUUUGAUAAUAUGAUGCAGCACACCCAUACUCACAAUCGUCCAAAGAAGAAGGACUCCUCUGACUCAUCUGAAGGAAAGCUCUCUCCCAUGUCGAUUCCCGAAGAUCAUAGUAUGAUGCAUGUGCCUUCUUUACCAAGUUCUCCUGCUACAAGCACUAUUAUGAUGGAAAAUCAUCAUCAUUUGCUCAGCGAUGAGGAAAAAUUCGCAUCAUAUUAUCAAAAUCAGCAUCAACCAACAUCUCCCGCUUCCGAGAAAGAUUUCGUCAAGUACAAGCAGCAGCUCUACGGCUACUCACCUCAACCUUUCUCAUCUUCAGAAUCUACCAGUGCCUCAUCUCAACAAAACCAGCGACAAUGGAGUCCAAUGUACUAUAACAGCCCCACAUCUCCACCUCACAACGCAAGUUUGAUGAACGCACUUCCCCCUGCUCAUCCUCCACCAUCCAGUGUUACUUCCAAUACAGUAGCACAAGCACCCAAACCCUUUUCUUCUGUUACAUCUACUGAGUAUUUCCAUCACACCCAACAUCAACAUCAACCACGCAAAAACUCCAUGCACAGUGAAACCACACCCACCAUGUUGAAAAGACGUUUGUCCUACGUAGAUCUUUCGACUCCUAUUCAAGAAUUAGGUCAUACUUACAGCACGCCCUCCUCCACCUCAUCCUACACAACAUCAGAUGAAGAGGCAGACGAAGACGUCGACACAGCAACAAAGCAUACUAGCAUGCCUUCCUAUUUACAGUCCCGCUUUAAAGCUGAUGGCAUUGAUAUCACUCCUGAUGAAUUUGAAGCUCUGCAAGGCUUUGGCAAAUUCUGCUCUGAACCUGUUGUAAGAGAGCCCAUCUUGAUGACUCGUAUCACUACUUCGCCAACAUGUUCAGUUUCAUUUCCCAUCAAAUUACCACCUUUACGCAAUGUUUCUCCCACUGCUGUCAUCAGCAACUACACAACUUCUCAAAUCAAUGCUUUCCGCCAGCAAAUCUCCACUGCUCAUGAAUCUUUCUCAAGAAAUCGUACAUAG